CGUCCACACUUCUCUCCUGUACAUACUGCCCAUUGUCAUACCCUCCACAGUCUUCUCUUGUACAUACUGCCCACUGUCAUACCCUCUGCAGUCAUCUCCUGUAUAUACUGCUCAAUGUCAUACUCUCCACUCUCCUCUCCUGUACAUACUGCCCACUGUCAUAUCCUCUGCAGUCAUCUCCUGUAUAUACUGCUCAAUGUCAUACCCUCCACUCUCCUCUCCUGUACAUACUGCCCACUGUCAAACCCUCUCCAGUCCUCUCUUGUACAUACUGCCUCACUGUUAUACCCUCCACACUCCUCUCCUGUACAUACUGCCCACUGUCAUACCCCCCACACUCCUCUCCUGUACAUACUACCCACUGUCAUA
Staurois parvus is the source of this 369-nucleotide messenger RNA. The record is from the annotation of a GenBank genome assembly. Lineage: Eukaryota; Metazoa; Chordata; Amphibia; Anura; Ranidae.